UUCUUCUUCCCGAAAGCCCCAAGCCCCCCGACAGCCUCCUCUUGAAAAACCCGUGAGAAGCUUGUGUUUUUCCCCUUGUUUUCUUGUCCAAAAACCAGAUUUGGGGCUUAGAAUCUUCCCUCUCAACCCAGAAAAUCCCGGUUCUGCUCUGCUCUUCUCCCCUGUCCGCCGGCUGCUAGUGGGUAUGGGUGAUUUCUGGGCAUUUUUCGGUAAGAACAACCCCUAAUUUCCUUUGUUCUUGCUUGAAUUGCCCUGGGUUUACUUUAAUUGCUCUUGUUCCUCCAAUUUUUGGGUAAACCCGUGAGUUCCCUGCAGGAUAUCUUCUUCCAUGCCGCCGGCUCUUCCCCAACCUGCAGUCCGGUUUUUGCUUGCAAAUUCUGGUUCUUGAUCGUCCUGUCAGUUUAGUACGUGAAUUGAGUGCUCGGUUUUAUGCAAGUGAGGUAAGUAAAUUUAUGGUAAUGCCCGUACUGUUUUAAAAGCAUGUUUUGAUUUGUUUUUGAAGUGGUGGCGGGACUAAACCUGUUUUACACAAGUAUGACUGAUUUGAAGUGAAAUGUUUUGUGUUUUUCAUGAAAUUGAGCAUGCCUACUUGAAAUUUAAGUGAUUGUCCUGAUGAUCUGAAAGUGAUUGUGAAUUGUGAUUUUCCUGUUAACUUCUGCCUGUUUUGUCUCCGAUGUGGUCAUGUUAUUUGUGACCCUGCUAGUGGGGGAGGUUAUAAACGCUAGCACAUGUUGACAUGUAGUGAAAGAGCCGGUUCGUUCAACCCAGCUAGUGGGGGUUAUACACCAGCAAAUCGUGGCCCUGCUAGUGGGGAUUAUACACUGGCCGUGACCUAUAGAGGAGACGUCUAUUUCGUUCCCGUACUUGUAUCCAUUUUUCGUGAUUGUACUUGUUGGCAUGCUUUAAGUUUGAUAAGGGGCACUCCAUAUUUACUUACUGAGUUUAUCUCAUAGUUUUCCUUGUCCACCAUUUCAGGAAGUGAAACCGAGGACAGGGAAACCACGGGAAGUGACGAGUUAGAAGGCUAGCCAUAUGGUAAUUGGAUAUGAAUUUUAGAAACAAAUCAUGAUCUUGUAUUUAGAGAUUUUAUUGGAGACUUAUGAUAUCAGAGUUUAUAAAAUUGAUCUUAGAUUUUGGUGGUAUCAGGGUGUGAUAUGAUAAGUUCCAAGCCUUGUGCACUUGUGGGACCCGUCUCACGAGUGUAUGGCGUCUGCCGCGCCUCGAAUUUGGGUUUUGGGGCGUGACAGGUUUAGUUUGUAGAGAUUACAUAAUUCUA
Rubroshorea leprosula is the source of this 1276-nucleotide messenger RNA. Lineage: Eukaryota; Viridiplantae; Streptophyta; Magnoliopsida; Malvales; Dipterocarpaceae. The record is from the annotation of a GenBank genome assembly.